This is a messenger RNA of Boleophthalmus pectinirostris (great blue-spotted mudskipper), 2782 nucleotides long. RefSeq names its product zinc finger protein 239-like. Lineage: Eukaryota; Metazoa; Chordata; Actinopteri; Gobiiformes; Gobiidae. The transcript is spliced from 3 exons. Gene Ontology annotation, molecular function: DNA-binding transcription factor activity, RNA polymerase II-specific; RNA polymerase II cis-regulatory region sequence-specific DNA binding. Gene Ontology annotation, biological process: regulation of transcription by RNA polymerase II. The record is from RefSeq and is a predicted model, not a curated record. Bases 115 to 2106 code for a protein of 663 amino acids. Gene Ontology annotation, cellular component: nucleus.
UCACAGGUUUUUCUGUUUGAACUCAAACUGAACCUGUGGACUGUGACCCUCAACUCUCCUCAUGAUGGGAGCUUCCCAGACCUGCCUUUGUGAUCUACAAGAUCCACCAACAGAAUGACCUUCACAUGUGACCAGUGUGGAAAGGUGUGUCCAAAUGCUUCCGGACUGAAAAGACACUACAGAACUCACACAGGAGAAAGACCGUACAGCGGUGACCAGUGUGGGAUGGAAUUUAUACAAUCUACUACCUUCCAUAACCAUGAGAGAAUCCACACAGGGGAGAAAUCACACACAUGUGAUGUGUGUGAGAAGACUUUUUCACUGUCAUGUACCCUCAUAUCACACAUGAGAGUCCACACAGGAGAGAGACCAUACAGCUGUGACCAGUGUGGGAAGGAAUUCAGACAAUCUGGUCAUCUCCAUCGACACAUGAGAAUCCACACCGGGGAAAAAUCAUACAGAUGUGAUGUUUGUGAAAAGACUUUUUCUCUGUCCUGCACUCUAGUGUCACAUAUGAGAAUCCACACUGGAGAAAAACCAUACAGCUGUGACCAGUGUGGGAAGGAAUUUCGACAAGCUGGUCAUCUCCUUCGACAUAUGAAAAUCCACACUGGGGAAAAAUCAUACAGAUGUGACGUUUGUGAGAAGACUUUUUCACAGUCAAGCCACCUAGAAUCACAUCUGAGAAUCCACACAGGAGAGAGACCAUACAAGUGUGACCAGUGUGGGAUGGAAUUUAGACAAUCUGGUGACCUCCAUCAGCACAUGAGAAUCCACACAGGAGAGAAACCAUAUGAAUGUGACCAGUGUGGGAAGACAUUUAGACAAUCUGGUGACCUCCAUCAGCACAUGAGAAUCCACACAGGAGAGAAACCAUACACUUGUGAUGUUUGUGAGAAGACAUUUUCAGUAUCAAACAUCUUAGUGUCACAUAUGAGAGUCCACACAGGAGAGAGACCAUACAGCUGUGACCAGUGUGGGAAGAAAUUUAGACAAUCUGGUCAUCUCCAUCGACAUAUGAGAAUCCACACUGGAGAAAAAUCAUACAGAUGUGAUGUUUGUGAAAAGACUUUUUCACUCUCAAGCCACCUAGUGUCACAUAUGAGAAUUCACACUGGAGAGAGACCAUACAAGUGUGACCAGUGUGGGAAAGCUUUCUCUACAUCACUGAAAAUACACUACAGAACUCACACAGGAGAAAGACCGUACAGCUGUGACCAGUGUGGGAAGGGAUUUAGACGCUCCGGUCAUCUCCAUCAACAUAUGACAAUCCACACAGUGGAAAAAUCAUACAAAUGUGAUGUUUGUGAGAAGACUUUUUCACAGUCAGGCAAUCUAGAAUCACAUAUGAGAGUCCACACAGGAGAAAGACCGUACAGCUGUGACCAGUGUGGGAAGGAAUUUAGGCAAUCCAGUACCCUCCGUAACCACAUGAGAAUCCACACAGGGGAAAAAUCAUACAAAUGUGAUGUUUGUGGGAAGACUUUUUCACAGUCGGGCAAUCUAGAUGCACAUAUGAGAGUUCACACUGGAGAGAAACCGUACAAAUGUGAUGUUUGUGACAAGACAUUUUCACGGUCAAGCACGUUAGAAUACCACAUGAGAAUCCACACAGGAGAGAAACCAUACACAUGUCAUGUGUGUGAGAAGACUUUUUCACGGUCAAACAACCUCGUAUCACAUAUGAGAAUCCACACAGGAGAAAAACCGUACAGCUGUGACCAGUGUGGGAAGGAAUUUAUACAAGCUGGUCAUCUCUAUAACCAUUUGAAAAUCCACACAGGAGAAAAAUCAUACAGAUGUAAUGUUUGUGAAAAGGCAUUUACACAGUCAAAGACCCUAGUGUCACAUAUGAGAGUUCACACUGGAGAGAGGCCAUACAAGUGUGACCAGUGUGGGAAAGCUUUCUCUUCAUCGUCCAAUCUCAAUACACACAUGAAAACUCACUCCUGGCUGAUCGUGUACGAGUGUGACCAGUGUGAAGAGGCUUUUAGAACAUCCCAGGAGCUCUCCAGUCACUACAGAACGCACACAGGAGACGAACCAGACGACUGUGAAGAAAAAGGCGAGGAACUGUCUGAAACAUGUCCAAAUGUUCCAGACUGAAGAGAAAAGCAGCAGCUCUGACCAGUGUGGUACAACUUUGAGACAAGCUGCUGAUCUGAAGCUGCACCAUCUUGAACACACUAAAAUCAGGCUUCAGACUCCACCCUGUGGAAGUGAGCUCUGUGUGGUGUGAAAAAUUUAAAGCUUAAAAUUAUAAGUAAAUAUUGUAAGAUAUUUUUAUUACAAAGAAAUUUUAGCUGAAAGUUGUCCAUCUUAUUCUGUAUUGUUUUUAACUUGGAGCUUUUAGUCCUGCUUCACUGCAGUUCCCUAAUCAGAAACCUGAAACUGCAUUUUGUCUUUUUAUUCUGUUUUGACUCUUGUUUGCAAACCACAACAGAUGUUUAUUGUUUUCAUGGCUGCUGUGUAUAAAUAGCAUUUUAUCAGUCAAGAUGCAAUUUGUAAAGAAAAGUUGAAAAACAUGUUGAAAUACAUGCAUCAUGAAUUUCAGAUUUCUGGUCAUUUUGCAAAAUUUACUGAAAAAGUGAGCAUCAAACUUUGUCAAAGUCGAUCUUUUCAAGUCUUUUGAACCAUAUCACUUUUGUUUCUGGUUUUGAUAUUGUCAUAUUUUAGUUUUGGGAUUCGGACGUCGUAAUUGUGUGGUUGUUGUUUGUUCUAACAGCGGAAAACGACUCGAGGAAUUUGUUUGUGAACAACAUAAAUACAAAAGUGAAUCAGA